GCUUCCGUCAGGAGGGAAGGAAGGGAGUCAGGGACCUAUUUCUUUCUUUCAAAUCUGGAAGGAAAAGCCUCUGUGUGUGUUGCCUUUCCUAGGAAGCCUUCCUUUCCUGCCUUGACUGCAGUGAACAGAAGAAUUGUAUGGGGAUUGAAAAUUUCCACUUUUCCAAGCAUGCCAUCACCCACACUUAAUCCCAGCCCCAGCCGAAAUCUGUGUUCUCUCUGCCGUCUGCUUCUCAAGAGGUACCAAGAUGCUCCUGCUGACACGAAGUCUUACUCCCAAGCUAGCAAGCCUGGCCCCCAUGGCCAAGUGGGGAAAAUGGCUCACCUGAAAAAUAGGGCAGAGAAACAGAAACGGCAAUGGGAGAGACUUGAAUCCAUCGAAGCGGGGCUGGCUGCUGAGCUGAAGGAUGAGCACCCGAGACAAGGAAAGGGCAGAGCUGUGAGAGACAUGGUUCAGUAUGACAUUCCAACUGUAGCUGGGGAAAAGAAAGAUACAUCAGGGCCUCUGCCCACUUCCUAUAGCCCACGCUAUGUUGAAGCUGCUUGGUAUGCUUGGUGGGUGAAAGAAGGCUUUUUCAAACCAGAAUACCAGCAUCAUUUGUCACAUCAGAAGCCAGAAACAUUUUCUCUCUCUAUUCCCCCACCUAAUGUCACAGGCUCCCUGCACCUGGGCCAUGCUUUGACUGUGGCUAUUGAAGAUGCUUUGGUUCGGUGGAAAAGGAUGCAAGGAUAUAAAGUCCUGUGGGUUCCAGGUUCAGAUCAUGCUGGAAUCGCCACUCAGGCUGUGGUAGAAAGAAAAAUCUGGAAGGAACAGAGAGUCCGACGACAAGAGCUUACACGAGAGAGGUUCCUCCAAGAAGUCUGGCACUGGAAAGAAGAAAAAGGGAAUGAAAUAUUUCAACAGCUGAAAGUGAUGGGAGCAUCAUUGGAUUGGGACCGUAUGUCUUUUACCAUGGACUCUAGAUUCUCCCAAGCAGUGACUGAGGCCUUUGUGCGACUGCAUGAACAAGGUCUGAUAUAUCGGGAUAGACGCCUGGUGAACUGGUCAUGUGCUUUGCAAUCAGCCAUUUCUGACAUUGAGGUGGAAAACAGGCAACUUGCUGGACGGACGGAGCUCUCUGUGCCUGGCAUCCAGGGCAAAGUAACAUUUGGGGUCUUGGAGAUGUUUGCAUAUAAGGUAGAAGGAGAGGAAGGUGAGGAGCUUCUUGUGGCUACUACCCGCCCAGAGACCAUGUUAGGAGACGUGGCUGUUGCUGUCCAUCCAGAUGACCCACGGUACACACAUCUCCAUGGGAAGAGGCUCUGCCAUCCAUUCACUGGCCGUCUCAUUCCUGUCAUUACAGAUCCCUUGGUGGAACGGGAGAUGGGCACAGGGGCUGUGAAAGUAACACCAGCACAUAGCUAUGCUGACUAUGAACUGGCUCGUGAACACAGAUUGCCUUUCAUUUCGGUUAUUGCAGAAGAUGGUUCAAUGACGGCAGAGUGUGGGGAAUGGUUACAGGGCCUGAAUAGGUUUGUGGCACGAGAGAAGGUGUUGACUGCUUUGAAGGAGAAGGGUCUUCAUCAGGGUGCAAAAGAGAAUCCUUUGAUGCUUCCUCUUUGCAGCCGUUCUGGGGAUGUGGUUGAAAUUCUCCUAAAGAACCAGUGGUUUGUCCAGUGUGAAACGAUGGCUCACAAAGCCUUAGAGGCUGUGGAAUCUGGAAACCUGAAGUUAACGCCUAAAUAUUAUGAGAAGAAUUGGAGGACUUGGCUCUUGAGUAUCAGGUACAAAGAGAGCAGUCCAAUCUCCCCGCCCUUCUUACCCUUUUGACUUGAGUAUACAACUUUUGAUAGACUAAUCAGGACCUCUGUUAGAAAGGGCUGGUUCAAACAAUCAGUUUUACAUAUGAAGCUCCCUUGUGCUCUUAGUCUGUUUGCUUAACUAAUACAAUAUUGUUUACUCUGACUGGUAGUGGCUCCCUAGAGGAUUACAAUCCAUUCUGAAAAAGAGUUUUUGGCCCGUUACAAACGGGCACCCUAGUAU
Sceloporus undulatus (fence lizard) is the source of this 2022-nucleotide messenger RNA. Its product is annotated as valine--tRNA ligase, mitochondrial-like. Lineage: Eukaryota; Metazoa; Chordata; Lepidosauria; Squamata; Phrynosomatidae. Gene Ontology annotation, molecular function: ATP binding; aminoacyl-tRNA deacylase activity; valine-tRNA ligase activity. The record is from RefSeq and is a predicted model, not a curated record. Gene Ontology annotation, biological process: valyl-tRNA aminoacylation. Gene Ontology annotation, cellular component: cytosol. The transcript has 16 exons. Bases 169 to 1809 code for a protein of 546 amino acids.